This is a messenger RNA of Impatiens glandulifera, 1585 nucleotides long. RefSeq names its product CBL-interacting serine/threonine-protein kinase 21. The coding region runs from base 1 to 1464 and encodes 487 amino acids. Gene Ontology annotation, molecular function: ATP binding; protein kinase activity. The transcript is spliced from 15 exons. The record is from RefSeq and is a predicted model, not a curated record. Gene Ontology annotation, biological process: signal transduction; protein phosphorylation. NCBI's taxonomy places the organism in Eukaryota, Viridiplantae, Streptophyta, Magnoliopsida, Ericales, Balsaminaceae.
AUGGGUUUAGAAAGUAAUAUAGGAAAGUAUAGACUAGGAAGAACAAUAGGAGAAGGUACAUUUGCAAGAGUGAAGCUAGCAUUGAAUACAGAGAAUGGACAGCAUGUAGCAAUUAAAGUAAUCAACAAGCAGAUGGUCAUGGAGAACAAUCUAGUACAUCAGGUUCAGAGAGAAAUCAGAACUAUGAAACUUUUGCAUCACCCAUACAUCGUCAGGAUACACGAGGUAAUUGGCACAAAAACGAAAAUUUACAUUGUGAUGGAAUACAUAUCAGGAGGACUUCUAUCAGACAAACUGUCUUAUGCCAAAAGGUUAAGCGAAGACGAAGCAAGGAAAUACUUUCAACAGUUAAUAGAUGCUAUAGAUUAUUGUCAUUGCAAUGGAGUCUUUCAUAGAGAUCUCAAGCCACAAAACUUUCUUUUGGAUAGCAAGGGAAACCUAAAAGUGUCUGAUUUUGGGCUCAGUGCAUUGACAAAGCCAGGAAACCUUCUAUCAACUGCAUGCGGAUCUCCAUGCUAUGUAGCACCAGAGUUACUCACAGGCAAAGGUUACGAGGGAGCCCCUGCAGAUGUAUGGUCCUGUGGGGUAAUUCUUUUUGAAAUGCUUGCUGGUUAUCUCCCUUUUGAUGAAUCCAACCUGAUGAACUUGUAUAAGAAGAUUUACAGAGCAGACUACACAUAUCCAGAAUGGUUUACAGAAGGCCAAAAGAAACUAAUAUCCAAGAUACUUGAUCAAAAUCCCCAAAAGCGGAUUACAACAGCAGAGAUUAUAGAAGAUCCGUGGUUUCAAAUAAAUUAUAAGCCUACCACAAGGAUAGAAUGGGAUGAAAGUAUUAACUUGGAUGAUGUUCAUGCAGCUUUUGGUCAAAUGAAGGAAAGAAACGAGACAGAGAAGGAGAAACCACAUAGUACCUUUAUGAAUGCUUUCCAGCUAAUAGCAUUAUCACAUGACCUUGAUUUGUCUGGACUUUUUGAACAGGAUAACGAAAAGCAGAAGAUAACAAUUGGAUCUAAGCAUACAAAGACUGAUACAAUACAGAAAAUUGAGGCUGCUGCUGAGGGUGUAAGACUCUCAGUUCAAAGAAUGAAUGAGACCAAGGUGAAAAUGCAUCCGAAACAGACCAUGAGCAGGUGUUCAAGGUCAUGCUUUAACCUAUUAGCACAGGUUUUUGAGGUGGCGCCAACACAUUGCGUUGUUGAAGUAUCUAAGUCAGCAGGGGAUCUUGGCUUGUAUAACGAGUUCUGCAAAAGUUUGUCAAGCAUGCUCACAGAGGAAUCAGACGAAAUAUCAGAAACCCAACAGCCCGACAUGGAUACAGACAACUGCACAAUUGUCAACAAGAGUGAAUGUUUUCAUCAGAAAGAUGAUAAAAAGAGUUGCGAUGAGGUCAUUCUUCCAGCUGAGAGCCUACCAUUGUCAUCAUUGAGCUUAUCAAAUGAUUCUAAAAGACCCUUAAAGGUGUGAAGCGUCCCAGAUUGUACAUGCAUAACACAAUAAAAGUGUGCAUUAAUAAGGCAAAUUUGUAAAGCUAUCUUCCAUUGGAUUAAUUAUUUUCAUAAAUUGAUCCAAAUGUUUAUGUCAUGAG